Messenger RNA from Erinaceus europaeus (western European hedgehog), 1440 nucleotides. RefSeq names its product chromosome 9 C1orf35 homolog (gene C9H1orf35). The transcript is spliced from 8 exons. The record is from RefSeq and is a predicted model, not a curated record. The coding region runs from base 61 to 780 and encodes 239 amino acids. NCBI's taxonomy places the organism in Eukaryota, Metazoa, Chordata, Mammalia, Eulipotyphla, Erinaceidae.
AGGCGUGACGUCACGAGGCGCGCCGUGGUGUGGGAGUGGGGGCUGCAGUCUAUCUGCAAGAUGUUCGGGUCCAGCCGGGGUGGAGUGCGCGGCGGGCAGGAUCAGUUCAGCUGGGAGGACGUGAAGACAGACAAGCAGAGGGAGAACUACCUGGGCAACUCGCUGAUGGCUCCGGUGGGCCGCUGGCAGAAGGGCCGCGACCUCACCUGGUAUGCCAAGGGCCGGGCGGACGGCGCGGGGCUGAGUCGGGAGCAGGAGCUGGCGGCCGUGAAGCAGGCGGAGCAGGAGGCGCUCAUGGCGGCGCUUGGCUACAAGAACGUGAGGAGGCAGCCCACGGGCCUGAGCAAGGAGGACUUUGUGGAGAUCUGCAAACGGGAAGGAGGUGACCCCGAGAAGGGAGUGGACCGACUCCUGGGCCUGGGAAGCUCCAGUGGCUCCGCUGGCCGGGUAGCGCUGUCCCGAGAAGACAAAGCAGCAGCUAAGCUGGGGCUGUCAGUGUUCACGCACCACCGCGUGGAGACCAGGGACCGACCAGGGACCUCCCCAUCCUCAACCAAGAAGAAGCCUCGUUCAGAGGAAAAGGAAGAGCCCAGCCUUGAGAGCCAUAAGAAGAGCAGGAAAGAGAAGAAGAAAAAGAAAAAGAAGAAACAUAAGAAAGAAAAGAAGAAAGAAAAGGAGCACCGGAGAAGGGCAACCUCUUCUUCACCGUCCCCUUCCCGGCCCCAGCACUCAGAUUCCUCCUCCCCCUGCCACAAGAGGAGACGGCAUGACAGCGACUGAGGCCCUGCCCACACAUGGACCUUUUGUAGCAAGGCUUCCCUGGAAGCUGAACCCCCCUGGGGCCUCUGCAAGUGAGCAAGGUGGCUGACAGCUGUACCCUGGGAGGUCUGGCUGUGCCUUCCAGUCUUUGAUGUAUUGGCUUUUGAGCCCCAAAGGGUCUUAGCGGAGGCCAAAAACCACUACAUCUAUUUCUAUUUUCUUGAUAAUGACUCUUUGUACUUAAAUAAACUUAUUUUUCAAGUGAAAUCAUACUAAACAAAAGUGUAUGAAAACAGAGGAUGGCUUGGCUCUGGUUGGCCUGAGGCCCCAUUAGGAAGGUUGUGCCUAUAGGCUCGGACUUGCUGGCUACUUCUGAUGACAACGGUUGCACAAGGAGCUCCAAGUAGGCCUGUGUGGAGGGCAGACAAUCACGGCAGGGACAGAUCUUUGCGGCUUAUGGGAUGAGGCUGGUGGUUCAAGUCACUCUUGCCUCCCCAUCAAGGUUCUUCCUACCCACUGUCCCUUCUUCUUCUAGCGUUUGCCCCCCCCCCACUGUCCCUAAAGUGUACCCACACACUAACACCCUAUUAUCUCUGCCAGGAAGCCUGUAGCCCAAUCACUGAAACUUGUAUCUUGUAGCCAUGUAAAUAAAGAUAAAACCAAAGUUGGAUUGUGAUGAAA